Messenger RNA from Rubroshorea leprosula, 1541 nucleotides. The record is from the annotation of a GenBank genome assembly. Lineage: Eukaryota; Viridiplantae; Streptophyta; Magnoliopsida; Malvales; Dipterocarpaceae.
ACACACUAAUCAACAAAACAGGACACAAAACAAACACCGACGCACCUAGGGCGCCUCCUAACAUUGGUAUUUCGUGAUUAAAGAGCCAGACUCAGACUUGGAAGAGAUGAAUAAUUGUAGGUACUUUUCUUGAUCAAACACCCGAUCUUUCCCUUCCCUGACAAUAUUCCCUUCGUUUCGAUUCCUUUUACCGCCCCUCGACUUUGCUUCCUCCCAACCACAGAAUUGAAUCAAGUAAGGAAUCUUAUUCAUUUCCUCAAUUUGACUCCGAUCUGGGUUUCUGAUAUUUCUUUCAAUAAUUGGAUGGAUGUUCAUGUCUUCGAAUUUUCUACAAUAGAAAUCUGCUUCAACUGCUACAUGGCCAUCCGGUUUGAUGUUGCAUAAUGGAAGAGGAGAUAGUUGAACAGUUAAUCCAAAUCUAUCAUUUGUUUGCUGGGGGUUUAACUUCUUGUCCUAAAUGGUGAAGUCAAAAAUCUCUCAUCGUCCAAUCAUCUCCUAUAGGCCCAUACAACCUUCUGAUUUAGAGAUUUUAGAACAAAUUCAUGAAGAUGUAUUUCCAAUAAGGUAUGAGUCUGAGUUUUUCCAAAAUGUUGUGAAUGGUCGUGAUAUUGUAUCAUGGGCGGCUGUUGAUCGCAAUCGACCUGAUGGUCAUAGUGAUGAACUUAUUGGAUUUGUGACUGCACGGAUUGUGUUGGCAAAGGAAAGUGAGAUAGGGGAUCUGCUCAGAUAUGACUCAUCAAAAGUGGAUCAAACAUUAGUGUAUAUUCUAACACUAGGAGUAGUAGAAGGUUACAGAAAUCUUGGCAUAGCUAGUGCUCUUAUCCGUGAGGUGAUCAAAUAUGCUGCAACUACCCCAGCAUGCCGUGCGGUUUAUCUGCAUGUGAUUUCUUACAAUAAUCCAGCUAUCCAUCUAUACAGAAAAAUGUCAUUCAAGUGUAUAAGGAAGCUGCCUGGUUUUUAUCUGAUCAAUGGUCAGCAUUAUGAUUCAUACUUGUUUGUUUACUAUGUAAAUGGUGGUCGUUCUCCUUGCUCACCUACAGAGCUUAUUGCGGUAAUUGUCAGUUACUUGAGUAGAGGACUCAAGUCGAUGGCCGCAAAACUGCGGAAGAAUGAAAAUAAGGUGCUGAAAUGGCCCAGGUGUAAAGAAACCCGUUGUCUAAUAUCGACACAGAACAAGAGAAGCCUUGCAACUGAGUCUGCAGGAUGUGAGUGUGUUUAAUAGACUUCUUUUGUUUUCGAUGGUGAAUAUUUUCCAGAGGGAGCUGAGUACAGAGGGUACAGGUUGGUCCAUACUGCCUACUUAAUUGUUCCCUGAAACCCAUGAAAGAACAUAUAUACCACUAAUUGCUUUGAUACUACCAUUCAGUGUAGACAGUUAAGCGUAUAAACAGCUGUUGUUGUGCAUUGCAGUCAAUAUUGAUCAGUAUUUUUUGUUGUUCUUUUAGAUAAGGUUAAGCGUCUGUGAUGUGUUGCUUGUGAAAUUAAAUGACAUGAAAUUUAUGGCUGUGGUUAAAGGCACACAUUAAAAAGUGUAUGUAAAA